This is a messenger RNA of Drosophila guanche, 2440 nucleotides long. RefSeq names its product ATP-binding cassette sub-family D member (gene ABCD). The coding region runs from base 170 to 2368 and encodes 732 amino acids. Gene Ontology annotation, biological process: fatty acid beta-oxidation; peroxisome organization; long-chain fatty acid import into peroxisome. Lineage: Eukaryota; Metazoa; Arthropoda; Insecta; Diptera; Drosophilidae. The transcript has 9 exons. Gene Ontology annotation, molecular function: long-chain fatty acid transmembrane transporter activity; ATP hydrolysis activity; ABC-type transporter activity. Gene Ontology annotation, cellular component: peroxisomal membrane. The record is from RefSeq and is a predicted model, not a curated record.
UGUUUUCCGCAUGCAUAUGCCUGCAGACGGGAUCUCGUGUCUAUUUUAUACUAUUGUUAAAAUUUUUCUUUUAUAAGUAUUACAAGCAACAAGUUCGUGAAACUGAUAUUUUCUUCGGUGCUCAUUCCGCUGACUUUGACGCCCCAGCCUUAUUACUUUUUGAGCAAAUAUGACCGUUCUAUCCAAAUACGUUGACCGCAUAGCGGAAAAAUGUGAACAGAAUGGACUUUCAAAGCACGCAUUUAGCUGCGUCCUCGUGACUAGUGCAAUAGUAGCUCUCACCAUUAAAAUCACAAUUCCGUAUGUAAGAAAUACGCAAUCACAGUCCCCAAGAAAGAUUCUAUCGGGAAAAACAAAAGGCAGCACAGGGGCUCUUACUCCAUCAGCAACAGAUGGCUCCGAUGAAGAUUUGAAGCUGGCAGAAGCUGAAAAAUUAUUGGUGGCACAGAAAUUAAAAAACAAAACCAAUAAGCAAAUGAUCGAGCCUGGAUUAAAUAAAGAGUUUUUAAAGCAACUGGGAAUGCUGGUCAAGAUUAUGAUACCUAAUACUCUGUGCUACGAGACAGGCUUGCUCAGCAUACACACGUUUUGCUUAAUUUCCCGCACCUUCCUCAGUAUUUAUGUAGCCGCAUUAGAGGGUGCACUUGUUAAGUUUAUAGUGCGGAAAGACGUUAAGCAGUUUUCUCUAGUUCUGCUUAAAUGGUUUGGUAUUGCUAUUCCCGCUACAUUUGUGAAUUCAAUGAUACGUUUUCUGGAAAGUAAACUCUCACUCGCCUUCCGAACUCGUUUGGUACGUCACUCAUACCGAUUAUAUUUCAAGAAUCAAAACUACUAUAGAGUGUCAAAUUUGGACGGACGUAUCGAAAAUGCGGAUCAUAGGCUCACUGAAGAUAUUUCCGUAUUUGCUAGUUCUGUGGCUCAUUUGUACAGUAGCCUGACUAAGCCUUGUUUCGACUUGAUGCUAAUUGGCUUAGCAUUAAUGAGGUCUUCCAGAAAAAUGAAAGCGAAUAUCCUAACAGGUCCGGCUUUGUCUGUAAGUGUUAUUGCCCUAACCGCGCACAUCUUAAGGAUUGUCUCACCAAAGUUUGGACAGCUGGUAUCGGAAGAGGCAAACCGAUAUGGUUAUCUUAGACAUAUUCACUCUCGCAUCAUAACAAAUGCUGAAGAAAUCGCCUUCUACGGAGGACAUAAGGUGGAGAUGCAGCAGUUAAGGCAGGCAUACAAUCGCCUUGUCAAUCAAAUGAACAACAUUUUUAGCCAAAAACUUUGGUUUAUAAUGCUCGAACAAUUUUUUAUGAAGUACGUCUGGUCUGGUACUGGAAUGAUUAUGGUUUCGUUACCUAUUCUGACAGGCAGCACCGGUGAUCCAUCUCUUGUUGAAUCUUCUGCCACUGAGUCCAAUGUUAGCGAGCGCACUCAGUAUUUGACAACAGCCAGAAAUUUACUAAUUUCUGCAGCGGACGCCAUUGAAAGAUUAAUGUCAUCUUAUAAGGAGAUUGUUGCCCUUGCUGGUUACACUUACCGAGUAGCUGGAAUGAUGGAUGUGUUUGAGGAGACCGCACAGGGAGUCUAUUGUAAGGCAACAGUGGUAGAAAAUGAUGAGAUGAAUGGUAUCAUUGAAUUUCGUGAUGGCAAACCUGUUGCUAAGGGCCGCAUUAUUUAUACGGAUGAUCCCGGAAAUAUGUCCAUCACUCUACGAGCAGUUCCAGUAGUGACACCCAACUGUGAUAUAGUUGUACCAAGCCUAACGCUUUGCAUCGAGCCCGGUGUGCAUUUGCUAAUAACAGGUCCAAAUGGAUGUGGAAAGUCCAGCUUAUUCCGUAUAUUAAGUGGACUUUGGCCCAUCUAUGCGGGGGAAUUGCAUAUUCCACGGCCCGUGGAAGAUAAACCAUGCAUGUUCUAUAUACCGCAGCGUCCGUAUAUGUCCAUUGGCAGCUUAUGUGACCAAAUAAUAUACCCCGAUACCCGAGAAGAUAUGAAACGUAAGAACAUAACAGAAAAUGAGCUUAAAGAAAUUUUAAAAAUGGUUAGCCUUGAGCACAUUGCGCAACGUGAUAGUUUUGAUGUUGUUCGCGAUUGGAAGGACAUUCUAUCUGGAGGAGAAAAACAACGCAUGGCGAUAGCUCGCUUAUUUUAUCAUAAACCACGUUACGCUCUCCUUGAUGAAUGUACCAGCGCAGUUUCUAUAGACGUUGAGAGCUCGAUAUAUGAAAUCGCAAAAAGCAUGGGAAUAACUCUUCUGACAAUAACACACAGACCGACUCUAUGGAAAUAUCACACACACAUUUUGGAGUUUGACGGUCUGGGAAGCUGGCGGUUCAGAAAAAUGGAUUUAAAUGAGCAGCAGAAAGAACAGUUCCUUCAUUAACUACCGUUUUAAGUAUUUUACAUGUAUAGUUACAUAUAAAUAUUUAACUAAGUUGUCGUUUUUAAGCUAAAA